AUGCUUAGGAGUCUGCUGUUUAACGUUGGUAGCGUAUACCGCACCAGACCCGUAACAAGACGUCCGAUUUUGUCCUCAACAAGGCUUUUCAGUGCACAGAGUACGCGAUUUUUCCAUUACACUCCCAGAAGACUGAACUCUAACGAGCCGAACAAAGAUGACAAAGACAAGGACAAAAAAGAUGACAAGCAAAAGAGAAACCCAGAAGAUUUCAAAACGCUAGGAGAGUACUUCAAAUCUAAGGAGUUUGCAAAGACAGUAUACUUGACAGUUGGACUGACGUUCAUUUUUCACAUUUUGACAACUCCCACCACCGACACCACCGAGGACAACGUGCUAACGUUCCAGGAGUUCAAGACAAAGUACCUUGAAAAAGGCCUAGUAAAGAAGGUUUACGUAGUCAACAAGUACCUGGUAGAGGCCGAGUUGGUUCCUCAGGCGGUGAAUGGGCUUGGAAGCGGAAAUGGUUUCUUCUCGCUCCCCAAUACAUCUCCAGUAGUGGCGUUUACCAUUGGUUCCGUGGACCUUUUCGAAGAGCAAAUGGACGAAGUCCAAGACAAGCUAAAAAUACCACCAGAGGAGCGGAUCCCCAUAACAUAUGUCGAAAAGGCCUCCCUUUUACAAUACCUAUUUCCAUUUUUGCCCACGAUUAUACUAUUGGGUGGGCUUUACUUCAUUACACGUCGCGCAUCAGGAGCGGCAGGUGGCGGAGCUGGCCCCAUGGGAGGCAUGUUUGGAGUGGGUAAAUCCCGUGCCAAGCUGUUUAACAAGGAAACGGAUAUCAAAGUGAAAUUCAAGGACGUUGCCGGUUGUGAUGAAGCAAAAUCAGAGAUUAUGGAAUUUGUGCAUUUUUUACAAAAUCCAGAAAAAUACAGAGCGCUUGGUGCUAAAAUACCACGAGGUGCUAUUCUGUCCGGACCCCCGGGUACUGGUAAGACUUUGCUCGCCAAAGCUACUGCAGGAGAAGCUGGUGUACCAUUUUUGUCUGUGUCAGGUUCAGAGUUUGUUGAGAUGUUCGUUGGUGUAGGUGCCUCUCGUGUUCGUGAUCUUUUCGAUACUGCAAGGAAGAUGGCACCCUCUAUUAUUUUUGUGGAUGAAAUAGACGCUAUCGGAAAGGAAAGAGGAAAAGGAGGUGCUUUAGGUGGAGCCAAUGACGAAAGAGAAGCGACUCUCAACCAACUUCUAGUUGAAAUGGAUGGUUUCAGUACAACAGAUCAGGUUGUGGUACUCGCAGGCACAAACAGACCGGACGUACUAGAUCCAGCUUUGAUGAGACCUGGCAGAUUUGAUCGGCAUAUUCAGAUUGAUGCCCCCGAUGUCGAGGGCAGAAAGGCAAUUUACCAAGUCCAUUUAAAGAAAUUGAAUCUUGACCCUGAGUAUUCCACUAACGAACACAAGGAAUUACUUGCAGGCAAAUUAGCUGCCUUGACUCCAGGUUUUGCUGGUGCAGACAUUGCAAAUGCAUGUAACGAGGCUGCUCUGAUUGCUGCGAGACAUAAAGAUGCUUUUGUGGAAUUAAGACACUUUGAGCAGGCCAUUGAGAGAGUCAUCGCUGGUUUAGAGAAGAAGUCUCGUGUUUUGUCCAAGGAGGAGAAGAAAACAGUCGCGUACCAUGAGGCGGGUCAUGCCGUAUGUGGCUGGUUUCUACAAUUUGCCGAUCCGCUACUUAAGGUCAGCAUUAUUCCUAGGGGUCAAGGUGCAUUGGGUUAUGCACAAUAUUUGCCUCCAGAUCAAUACUUGAUUAGUGAGGAACAAUUCCAACAUAGAAUGAUUAUGGCACUUGGUGGUCGUGUAUCAGAAGAACUUCAUUUUCCUUACGUCACAAGUGGAGCACAUGAUGAUUUCAAGAAGGUAACUAACAUGGCUCAAGCAAUGGUAACAAGACUGGGCAUGUCACGCAAAAUAGGUUAUGUUGCAUAUGAUCAAGAUGAUCGUGGAUUUCAGGUGACCAAACCUUUCAGUGACCGUACGUCGAGAACAAUCGAUUUGGAGGUGAAACGCAUCGUAGAUGAUGCCCACUCUAAGUGUAAGAAUCUACUAACUGAAAAGCUGGAUAUGGUGGAUAAAGUAGCACAGGAAUUGUUGCGCAAAGAGGCCAUCACAAGGGAGGACAUGAUUAGACUGCUUGGACCAAGACCUUUCCCAGAAAGAAAUGAAGCAUUCGAAAAGUAUCUUGAUCCUAAGAAAGACGAUGGUACAGUAGCAAGUACUUAA
Lachancea fermentati is the source of this 2214-nucleotide messenger RNA. Lineage: Eukaryota; Fungi; Ascomycota; Saccharomycetes; Saccharomycetales; Saccharomycetaceae. The record is from the annotation of a GenBank genome assembly.